Marmota monax (woodchuck) is the source of this 3188-nucleotide messenger RNA. RefSeq names its product V-set and transmembrane domain containing 2A (gene Vstm2a). The transcript has 5 exons. NCBI's taxonomy places the organism in Eukaryota, Metazoa, Chordata, Mammalia, Rodentia, Sciuridae. The coding region runs from base 525 to 1235 and encodes 236 amino acids. The record is from RefSeq and is a predicted model, not a curated record.
CAGCCCUCAGCCUUCUGCGGGCUGCCCGGCCCAAGCUUCCUGCAGGUGCGGAGCUUUCCAGCACGCAGAGAGUUAAAGGCAUCAUCGCAGCCAUUAGAGGGAAAAGUUGCGGCGCCGCGAGCCCAGCGAAGUCCUCCAGCCCGCCCCCCUUGCCCACUCCCCGCUUCCCGAGCUGGCUCGGUGUUUAGGGAGGGCAGUGAUCACGCAAGCUGGAGCAGCGGGCUGACGUUGGACAAGCUGCCAGGUAGCUGAAAGCAGCCAGCCAGCAGCGGAGACACUUCCCGGCGUUUGAAGCCUGGGUCUGCACUAGAAGCCUCAGGAAUCCUAGCCAUCUGGUUUUAACCUUCGCGAAUUGCAUUCCCCUCUCCCCAAAGCCAGUCUUCACCCGCGGAGCGAGCAGCAAGAUAGGAUGUUUGCAGUGUCGCGCCCAGGGCUCUGAAACAGAGCCUCCUGAUACGCUUGCAUUCUCUUCUUUUAGGGCUUUUUGGCUGUUGGCUACACUGAUGUGACCCCCCCACUUUGGAAUGAUGGGGAUCUUUUUGGCAUAUGUUGGAAUUGUUUUCUUUUCCGUUUUAUACGUACAACAAGGGCUUUCUUCUCAAGCAAAAUUUACCGAGUUUCCGCGGAAUGUGACAGCGACAGAGGGGCAGAAUGUGGAGAUGUCCUGCGCUUUUCAGAGCGGCUCCGCCUCGGUGUACCUGGAGAUCCAAUGGUGGUUCCUGCGGGGGCCCGAGGACCUGGAGCCUGGGUCCGAGGUGGCUGGAGCGCAGGUGGAGCUCUUACCAGACAGAGAGCCGGACAACGACGGGACCAAGAUCAGUACAGUGAAAGUUCAAGGCAAUGACAUCUCCCACAAACUUCAGAUUUCCAAAGUGAGGAAAAAGGACGAAGGUUUAUAUGAGUGCAGGGUGACUGAUGCCAAUUAUGGGGAGCUCCAAGAACACAAGGCCCAGGCCUACCUGAAAGUCAAUGCCAACAGUCAUGCUCGGAGGAUGCAGGCCUUCGAAGCCUCACCUAUGUGGCUGCAAGAUAUGAAGCCCCGAAAGAACAUCUCAGCUGCAGUUCCCAGCAGCAUCCACAGCUCAGCCAACCAACGGACGCACUCCACCUCCAGCCCUCAAGCGGUAGCCAAAAUUCCUAAACAAAGUCCACAAUCAGGUGCGAGGAUAGCUACAAGCCAUGGACUUUCUGUCCUGCUUCUUGUUUGUGGCUUUGUGAAGGGUGCUUUGCUUUAAUCUAAAGUGCUGACUUUUUUCCAAUAUCACUUUCUCUUCUUAAAGCAAAGAGCAAAUCGCCUGUAAAAUCUACGGAGCGGACAGCAAAGUUGACCCUAAACUCCAAGCAUCAUUCCGCACCCUCUGUACUCUAAUUACCUACACAAGGAGCGCCUGCUUCCGGAACCAUAAAUGAAGAGGCUAUCACAUGCUUUGUUGAUAAUAUUUUCUUUGGCAAAUCACACCUGAUCUUUUCUUUCAAGACAAUUAGUGUGAAGUGAUAGGACAUUUUCUAAUAGCAAGAUCUAUUUUUUUUUUCCUUUUCUUUCCGCAAAAAACAAAAAAUAAAAAAAAAUUCAUCAUCUCACUGACUGCUCAGGGGUUGGCCUGAAAGUCAUCGGUAUAGUAAAUAUUUACUAUGGAUACCACUGAUUUCCUACUAAAGGACCCACUAUCUGCAGGAAGCAAACAGAGAUCAAAAUUCAACAGAACACAAACUAUCACCAAACAAACAAAAAAAAAAAAACCCUUUUGUGGGCAAAAUUAUCAACAUUUUGAGUCAACAAGGAGAACAUUAUUUUAAACGAGGAAUAAUCAAAGAAAUUUUUUUAAAACUUCUUUUUUCUUGGAUUUUUUUUCUUCUUUUUCUUGUUCAAUGGUGGCAAGUGCUGAUAAUGGCCAAUCCCCGUCAAUCCUGGGAGGUUUAUAUAAAUACAUUUUCAGUGUUCUAUAUUUCAAUUCAUUUUGCAAUUCCUGUAUAUGCAAACCCAACAAAUUCUGUAAAUUGCUUAUAGUACGUGUGAUAUAACUUCAAAGUAGAUAUACUACAACCUUCAUGCAAGCUGAUUUUUAUCAUGCUAUAUAAAAUAUAUACAUAUGAAUGUCUAUAUGUUGAGCCACCAACCAACUUCUUUUAAUAGUGUUUGUUUUUCAUUUAUAAUUCAUAUAUUGUAUAAAUUUGCAGUGCAUUGUUUCACUUCCACAGGUUUGACAGCUGCAGAUGGUCUCUGUUGUCCUCUGCUUUCCUCUGGAAAAAUGCAUAUUCAAAAUUGUAUCUGUCUCUGAUAAAUGAGCUUUGUUAUGUGUAUGCUAUGUUGGAAUUUACUAUGUUGAACAUACCUUUAAAUAUGGUGUUUAUUGAGGUUUGAGGGUCUCUUGACUCUGAAGAAUGCAUACUCUGGUUUUGACAUCUACUCCUCUGUCAUCAUUAUUCUAUCAUCAGAAAGGAAUGUUGUUUCUAGAAAUUCUGCCUUGGAGGCCAGCAUGAGGAAAGUGAAGCAGACCCCUUCCUUUCCUACUUUCUUGGGAGAACACGUCUUGGUAUGGCUAAAGGAUGCUGUUUCCCUUGAACUUCAUGAAUUUUUGUAGCUUUGUCAUUCUGUUAUUUGCUGAUAAUUAUAUUUAAAUGUCUCCUACUUAAAAAUUAAAAUUUAGUUGCUGGCUAAAUAUAAUAUGCAAAUGUGACUGCAAAUCCCUGACUAAAGAAGAUAUGUGUUCAGUUUUCACUGGUUAAGUGAGUUAUAAUUUUAAAUAUUCCAUUCUUAUUUUUGAUUUUAUAAUAACUAGACUAUUUUACUUGGAACCUGUUUUUACUCUUGCAAAGAAAGAUAGAACUCUUAAUGUGCUCCACAUACACUGUGGAAUCAAUUUGGCUUGAGAAAGAAAUGACCUAAGUUUUCCUUCCAGAGAGAUUCUUCCAUUUUCUUUCAUUACAAAACCAGAAGAUCAUCUGUGUGGGGACUAUGUACUCCCAGUCUAAGAUCCUAAGUGGAAGCCUGAAGACAAUGAAUAGUUCACUUUUCAAAGGUAAAUGCAUUGACUCUGCCAUUUAGUUUUUAGCAAGGUGCAUUUUUUUUUCAUAGUAUUCUAGACCUUACCUUCUGAGAAAUAAUGGUUUAUUCUUUUCUUACCAUUCUUGUUCAUUUGGUUUAUUAUUUCAGUCAAAUGAGAAAAAUAAAGGUUUUGAUUGCCCUA